UGUAUGCGCAAGUGUUGCGCUGAAGACCAGCACGAAGGCAAACAAACCACUUCCUCGAAGUUGAUGCUCAUAUGACUACAGCAUAGCAAUGCGAGUGAUGUCUACUUUAACUCUAACACUCUUUUGUGCAGUAAUAUGUUGUUCCUUGACAGAAAAACCACCAAAUGUUUCAUCUCCAAACAUUAUCAUCAUGCUCAUGGAUGACAUGGGUUGGGGGGACUUGGGGGUGUUUGGCCAGCCUUCUAGAGAGACCCCCAACCUGGAUGCCAUGGCUGCUCAGGGUAUGCUGCUUCCAAAUUUCUACACUGCCAACCCGCUCUGCUCCCCAUCCAGAGCUGCACUUCUCACCGGGAGGCUGCCUGUCAGGAACGGUUUCUACACCACUAAUGCCCACGCCAGAAACGCAUACACACCACAGGAGAUAGUGGGAGGAAUCUCUAAGGAUGAGAUUUUGUUACCCCAGAUUCUGAAGAAAAAGGGCUACAUCAGCAAGAUAGUUGGCAAGUGGCAUCUGGGCCACAGACCACAGUACUUGCCUCUGGAGAAUGGUUUUGAUGAAUGGUUUGGUGCACCAAACUGCCAUUUUGGCCCCUACAAUAGCAGCAUCAAACCCAACAUCCCUGUCUACAACAACUCUGAGAUGGUUGGCAGAUUCUAUGAGGAGUUUAAGAUUGACAGGAAGACUGGAGAGUCUAACCUCACACAGAUCUACUUGCUGGAAGGUCUUGACUUCAUACUCCGUCAGACUGAGGCCCAGCGGCCCUUCUUCCUCUACUGGGCAGCCGAUGCCACUCACGCCCCUGUCUAUGCCUCUAAACGCUUCCUAGGGAAGAGCCAGCGAGGCCGGUAUGGUGAUGCAGUGAUGGAGCUAGACUACAGCGUCGGUCAGAUCUUGUCAUGGCUGCAGACUCUGGGCAUAGAAAAUAAUACCUUUGUCUUCUUCACCUCAGACAACGGAGCUGCUCUAAUGUCUGGCCCAAACGAAAGUGGCAGCAACGGCCCAUUCCUCUGCGGGAAGGAGACCACCUUUGAAGGGGGCAUGAGGGAGCCUGCCAUUGCCUGGUGGCCUGGACACAUCAAAGCGGGCGUGGUGAGUUUCCAGUUGGCCAAUGUGAUGGACCUGUUCACCACCAGUCUGGCUCUGGCCGGCAUCAGCCCUCCUGAUGACAGAACUCUUGAUGGACUGGACCUGACACCAAUCCUGCUAAACCGCUCACACACACUCCAAAACAGGUCAAUCUUCUAUUACCGUGGGAAUGAGCUGAUGGCUGUGAGGUUUGGACAAUACAAGGCACACUACUGGACCUGGAGCAACUCAUGGGAGGAGUUUAAAAACGGUAUCAACUUUUGUCCAGGUCAAGAGGUCCCAGGUGUGACUACUCACGACCAGAAAGAGCACACAAUGCAGCCAAUCAUUUUCCACCUGGGACGGGAUCCUGGGGAAAAGUCCCCUAUCAGUGUUUUGAAUAAGGAGUACCAGGAUGUGCUGAGCAGGAUCUCUCCGGUUGUGGAGCAGCAUAAGAAGACUCUGGUGCCUGGUAUUCCCCAACUCAACAUGUGUGAUGUGGCUGUGAUGAAUUGGGCCCCAGCAGGCUGUGAGAAGUUAGGAAAGUGUCUCAAAGUGCCCAAGUCUGAGCCCUGGAAGUGCGACUGGCCACAUUGAGAGUAAAACUACUGAACCAGACACAAGGAUGAGGAAGCAAAACCUGAAGAUGUGCCUUUCUACAGAAAAACAAACAACCUCAUCAUUUAAAAGGAUAUGUUUUUGAAUUCUUUGUAAAAUGGCUUAUGUACAAUGUACAAAGAGCAGGACAUGAUGUAAAACCAAGGGAGUUAUGUUAGUAUAACAACAUUACAUUAUUUAUGCAUAUAGCUUUUACAGCUCUGAUUUUAACUUCUACCUGUUCUGGAAAAACAUCAAGGGUCAGUGGGCUCAUUUUAGUUAUGUAUAGAGCAGAUAGGGAAAUGUAUUUAUUCUGAUCAUGCCUAAAGUAAUUAAGUUUACCAUGUUGGCUUAUUGGAUUAAUUCUGUAUCUUUUGUAUGCAUACUGCAAAAUGUGGUUUUAAUAAAAAGGUGAUUUUUAUUACAUUGUAUCAUGA
Siniperca chuatsi (mandarin fish) is the source of this 2100-nucleotide messenger RNA. RefSeq names its product galactosamine (N-acetyl)-6-sulfatase (gene galns). The record is from RefSeq and is a predicted model, not a curated record. Bases 89 to 1663 code for a protein of 524 amino acids. The transcript has 14 exons. NCBI's taxonomy places the organism in Eukaryota, Metazoa, Chordata, Actinopteri, Centrarchiformes, Sinipercidae. Gene Ontology annotation, molecular function: arylsulfatase activity; N-acetylgalactosamine-6-sulfatase activity.